Molecule: messenger RNA, 1351 nt
Organism: Gamsiella multidivaricata
Lineage: Eukaryota; Fungi; Mortierellomycota; Mortierellomycetes; Mortierellales; Mortierellaceae
Exons: 2
Coding region: 178-939 (253 amino acids)
Source: RefSeq, a predicted model, not a curated record
ACUCUACAUGAGUACUCGUCACGUGAGGCAACCAAUGUGUAUGGCUCCACCCCUAAAAAAAAAUCCACCCCUACCUCUCUCUCCUCGCAACUCACACCUUCUAUUUUCCCCCGGGGUUUAUACCCACUCUUUUGUAUACCUUCCUUAACCUUCUUACUACAUCGCUAUAACGCAAAGAUGGGCCAGUGGUUCGAGGAAAUUAGCCCUGACCUCGCAAAGUGGAUUAAGAAACAAAAGAUCUUCUUUGUCGCGACCGCGCCUCUGGAUGGACGAGGGUGUGUCAAUACUUCGCCCAAGGGCCACGACUGCCUUAGGAUCCUGGGUCCUAAUCAGCUCUGCUAUCUUGAAUUGUCUGGGUCCGGUAUUGAGACCCAGAGCCAUCUGGAAGAGAAUGGUCGUAUCACUAUCAUGAUGACUGCGUUCGAAGGUGGACCUCGAAUCCUGCGAUUGAUUGGAACAGGCAGAGUCGUUCGCGUCGGCUCCGCCGAAUUCAAUCAACUAAUGGAUGAUCACUACCAGGACUCUGGGCUCUACAAUGCGCAUGGAAAAAGAGCUAUCAUCCUGGCGGACGUACGCAAAGUCGGGACAAGCUGUGGCUACGCCGUUCCUUUUUUUGACUACCGCGGAGAACGACCCACGCUUAUGAAUACCUGGGCCAAGCGUGACGAGGAGGCCAUCAAGCAGUAUUGGUUAACCAAGAACAAGUAUAGUCUGGAUGGGCUCCCAGGCAUGAGGCACGAGUGGCUGGGGCCAGAAUGGACUGGGAAGAACCGAGGUCCUGGACUGGUUGAGCUGCCGGACUGGGCGACGCCGUCGACGGCGCAAAGCAUUACUGCGUGGCUUAAAUCUGGAUCCGGAUUAGCAAACGUUUCAGUCCUGGGUGCUGGAGUCGCCAUCGGUGCUGGGCUUGCUACCUUUGUUAUCUCGAGGCGUCGAUGAACAGCUGGCAGGGGAGGACAGAUGCAGUUUUUUCCCGCAUGACUGCGGAGGAUGGACAACAGAACUCGUUAAAUUAGCUGGUAAAUAGGAAAAAUGGUGCAGCGUGCUGUAUCCCAGCAAUGUUUUUUUCCCUUUUUCUGCAUUCCCAUAGCGAUCUUGGGCAUAAACGAAGGGGUUUUUAAAGCUCACUUUCAUGCUCAGAUCGUUAGAUUUGGAAAAGACAACUGCUCUUUCCUCUUACAAUUCAUGCUGAGCACAUGUCGGCGACUUUAAUGACACCUUUGCCCUGAAACGAACGAUCCCACAUGCACCUCCAGUGCGUUCUCUAAGCCCCCAAGCCAGCUGCGAUACCCUCCUUCAAAACCAUAUCUCCAUUCAGCAGUCAGUCACUCACUUUCUUCAUGAACUGUGC